AUGUUAACAUUGAAUGUUCUGACUGCGCUGUUGGCACCAGGUGUACUAUCAUCUGCUUUGCCUGCUCGCGAUCUCCAUGCACGCGACUUGGAUACUGCUGGUGCUCUUAAAGGCAUCCUAAACAACAUUGGCGCCGAUGGGUCUGCUGUUUCUGGAGCAUCUGCCGGCAUUGUGGUAGCAUCCCCAUCCAAAUCGGACCCCGAUUACUUUUAUACCUGGACUCGUGAUGCAGCCUUGACAUUCAAGGUCUUGAUUGAUGAGUUUAUUGCCGGAGAUACGUCGCUGGAAUCUACUAUCCAGGAUUACAUCUCUGCUCAAGCGAAGCUGCAGGCUGUGUCUAACCCAUCUGGCGACUUGUCUGAUGGAUCAGGACUUGCAGAGCCCAAGUAUAAUGUGGACUUGACUGCCUUCACAGAUGCUUGGGGCCGUCCGCAGCGUGAUGGACCCGCUCUGCGAGCGACAGCUCUGAUCACCUAUGGUAACCAUUUGAUUUCGAAAAAGAAGGAGUCUGUCGUCAAGUCGAACAUUUGGCCCAUCGUGCAAAAUGAUCUCAGCUAUGUCGCGCAAUACUGGAACCAAACCGGGUUCGAUCUGUGGGAGGAGGUCCAGGGCUCCUCAUUCUUCACUAUUGCUGCCCAACAUCGUGCCUUGGUGGAGGGCAGCGCAUUUGCCAAGGCGCUGGGAGAGACCUGCGAUGGAUGUGAUUCCCAGGCGCCUCAGGUCCUAUGCUUCCUGCAAUCCUUCUGGAAUGGCAAGGCUGUCGUUUCCAACCUGGCUGACAAUGGUCGAACUGGUCUCGAUGCGAACUCCGUGCUUGCCUCGAUCGGAAACUUCGACCCUAAGGGUACUUGCGAUGACAUUACCUUCCAGCCUUGCUCUGCUCGUGCUCUGUCAAACCACAAGCUAUAUGUUGACUCGUUCCGUUCGGUCUAUGAUGUGAACAGCGGUAAGAAGGCUGGAACUGCCGUUGCUGUUGGACGUUAUGCCGAAGACACUUACCAGGGCGGCAACCCAUGGUAUUUGACAACACUGGCGGCGGCCGAGCAGCUGUAUGACGCUCUUUACCAGUGGGACCAACAAGGAUCGCUCGCCAUCACCGGAACUAGUCUUCCUUUCUUCAAGGAUCUGGUUUCAUCUGCCGCUACCGGAAAGUAUCCCAGCUCUUCGGACACUUACACUUCCAUCACUAAAGCGGUCAAAACAUAUGCCGAUGGAUUUGUGGCUGUUGUCAACAAGUACACGCCCAGCGAUGGAGCUCUAGCCGAACAAUUCACUCGGGCCGACGGCACUCCGGCCUCUGCUAGUGACUUGACCUGGUCUUAUGCGGCGUUCCUAUCUGCUGCCCGUCGUGGGGCUGGAAAAGUGCCCGCUAGCUGGGGCGCGUCGAGUGCUAAUAAGGUGCCGACGACGUGUAAAGGAAGCUCGGCCGCGGGAAGUUACACGACACCAUCAGUCGGCUCGUGGUAA
Messenger RNA from Penicillium verrucosum, 1467 nucleotides. Its product is annotated as glycoside hydrolase family 15 protein. Bases 1 to 1467 code for a protein of 488 amino acids. Gene Ontology annotation, biological process: polysaccharide metabolic process. Gene Ontology annotation, molecular function: glucan 1,4-alpha-glucosidase activity. The transcript is spliced from 3 exons. Gene Ontology annotation, cellular component: fungal-type vacuole. The record is from RefSeq and is a predicted model, not a curated record. Lineage: Eukaryota; Fungi; Ascomycota; Eurotiomycetes; Eurotiales; Aspergillaceae.